UCAUUAAUAGGCAGCUGCAACAACAACAUGUUUGUUGUUCAAAUCCACCGCAAAUAUUGUAUUUCCCCAAGUUAAUAAGAUAUUAUAUUGCCAUUGCCAGCGGAUUGGAAAAAUGACAACCGACGAGACCAUUAUGGAGGAAAUGCUGGAUCGAGCAACAAAUCCGGCUAAGGAAAGGGCCGACGAGCUGGGCGUGCAAAUGUUCUGCAUUGUGGUACGCAGUCACGUUCAGCUGGUGCACAAGGCUCAGGAGAUGAUUGUGGCCAAAGUGCGGUCAGCAAACGUAACCGAAGCAACGCGAGCCAUUUCGCUGCUGGAGGAAUGCAUGACUCAGUGCGGCGAAGAGUUCCAGGACGAGGCGGGGAAGUUUCGCUUCCUCAACGAAUUAAUCCGUCUGGUGUCUAAAAAGUACAAGGGAGCCGAAACGCCGCACGAGGUUAAGCAGCGGAUUAUGGAGUGCCUGCUGCUGUGGACCACAGAGUUUCCGCAGCGUCAGAAAAUUCGCGAUGCCUACGACAUGCUGCGUAAGGAGGGUGAUAUCGAGCAUGGACAGACAGAGGCGGCGGUGGCCAAGCGGGAGAGUGUGCUGGGGACCAUCGACGAAGCCAUGUUCGCCAAACUGAUCAAGAGCAACAAUCAAGAGAACUUCAAGCGUGCGAAUCUUCUGCUGCAGUAUCGCAUGGCACAGGAGGCGCGACGCAACGAUCUGCUGUCCCAGCAUCGACUAAGCCUCUACGAGGUCCUCGAGACCAUGCAGCUGCUCAACCAAAUGCUGGACACCUACGAUCCCUCCAACAAGGAUGUUAGCGAGACUAUUAACGACCUCUACAAUAUCUGCAAGAAGCACAAGCCGAUCUUCCAGCAUAUGACACAGCUGCUAGACGACUCCGAUGCUCAGCUCAUAGCUGAAACAUUGGAUGCCAAUGGGGCGCUCCUGACGACAAUGCAACGCUAUAAGCAGCUGGUUCCCUCUCCAACAAAGACCACUGCCCCUGCUUCUGCUCCUGCCGAGACCACGACAACAUCAAAAGCAGCUAAAACAACAGGAACAAGUUCCAACAACGAAUUGCUAAUCAACGAACUGCUGGGGGAUCUCCUCAUCGGUAGUAGUGAAAACGGAGCAGAUUCAGAAGCUUCAUCUGGAGAAAAACCAAACGCUUUCACGAGUAAUUCCAGUUGCACGGCUCCUGCUACAGCCACAGCCGAUCCCCUGGCUGAUCUGAGUGACAUCUUCAGCAGCGCACUGGCUGAAAGCGAGUCAAAACAAUCGACUGAAAAAUCAUUCCAACACACCAGUUCAGGUAGCGGCGGCUUGCUGGAGCCUGAGGUGCUUAGUCAGAGCACGGCCACCGAUGGCCUGGCCAAUGGCUCCAGUUCCGAUUCCUCAAGAAAGCCAGGGUCGGCCCGGAAAAUGCCACAAAUUGAUAUGCUGAGCGAGGAACUCUUCCAGAAGAUAUUGCCCAGUCAAGAGAGGAUGAGCAGCUUCAAACGGGAUCCAGAGAAGGUAACCCUAAACGACAUGGCCAAAGAAAGGAUGCAGGUAAAGGCACCCGAGGUUGCACAUACACCGGCACAGGCACAACCAGUAGCAGCUGCAGAAGUGCUCACUAUAGCAGAGCUCGUUGAUGAUGUUCCUUUGCUAAGCAAUGCUCCCGUUACCCUUGAGCAGGAGCCGCAGAUGGAAGUACUGCCCACGCAAAAACAUCUUAGCGAGAUCAGCAUCGAAUUAGACAAUAUCCAGGCCACUGGUGAGCAGCGUGUGGUGCUCGACGACGAUGACAUGCAGCUCAGUUUAAACUUUACCAGCGAUCGGCCAGGCUAUCGUGUCUCGGUGAUUGUGAUAUCGGCACAGAACAAGAGCCGCCAGCCAGUCUGUGACUUUCAUUUCGAGGCGAGUGUCAAAAAGCCAUGCAAGGUGCGUCUACUGCCGCCCACAGAGAGCGCGAUGCCACCUCACAAGCCAUUUCGUCCAGCCACGCCUAUCAAUCAGGUGAUGCUGCUAUCAAUCCCACCGGCAAGGCCGUGGAUGUGACGUGCAUCGUGGGGUAUAAGCUGGGCGACGAUCCCGAUCCUAUCAAAGAGUCAAUUGUCGCCCAAGGCAUUGCCUACGUGGACUAAAACUUAAGCAAAUACAAAAAAGGCAACCCCCUCCCUCCCAAAUGGCUAUUGCUUUCCCUUUCCCACUCUUUCUCCCCGACUCUGUUGUUUCUGCGUCUCUGUGGCGGUGUUCCGUUCCCUCUUAUUUGUCGGUUUCUAUAUGUAUUUGUAUAUUUAUUAGGAUUUUAUUCAAAAUUACAUUUCACAUAAACGA
Molecule: messenger RNA, 2311 nt
Organism: Drosophila obscura
Lineage: Eukaryota; Metazoa; Arthropoda; Insecta; Diptera; Drosophilidae
Product: ADP-ribosylation factor-binding protein GGA1
Exons: 5
Coding region: 113-2032 (639 amino acids)
Biological process (GO): intracellular protein transport; vesicle-mediated transport
Cellular component (GO): trans-Golgi network
Molecular function (GO): ubiquitin binding; phosphatidylinositol binding; small GTPase binding
Source: RefSeq, a predicted model, not a curated record